Molecule: messenger RNA, 1596 nt
Organism: Papilio polytes (common Mormon)
Lineage: Eukaryota; Metazoa; Arthropoda; Insecta; Lepidoptera; Papilionidae
Gene: Trim9
Product: E3 ubiquitin-protein ligase TRIM9
Exons: 6
Coding region: 238-1587 (449 amino acids)
Biological process (GO): positive regulation of DNA-templated transcription
Cellular component (GO): chromatin; nucleoplasm
Molecular function (GO): ubiquitin-protein transferase activity; zinc ion binding
Source: RefSeq, a predicted model, not a curated record
UUCAUUCACUCAGUCGAGCACAAUUUGUCAAGAGAAUUGUAUUUGUCUUAUUAGUUUUUUUUUAUUUUAUUUGCCUCUAAUCAAAACUUAAACUACGAAUUGUUUUAAGAAAUGUUUUGAUUUGUAUGUUAGAACCAAUUAAAUGUUACGGUUGAAAUCUACUACGAUAUUAAUAACGGUGAUAUUAUUAGUCAGUGAUUGUGAAAUAAUACUUUAUUAGAUCGGAAUGGACACAAAAUGGAAGAAGAAUUAAGAUGUUUUGUUUGUAAAGAAUUCUACAAAGAACCAGUAUUACUGCCUUGUGGGCACGCGUUGUGUCGGGUCUGUGCAGUUGGCCUACAAAGUCAUUUACCUGAGACAGACAAUGCCUCGGGUACUGCAACAGACUAUCAGGAGGCAGAUAAGGCAUCUGUUUCGAGCGAAACCGAUAGUGGUGUUGUUUGUGGAUCAAGACCUAAUAGUUUUGCGGGAACACCGGCUGCCGCAGUAUAUUCAUCCGCAGCUUUUAGCCUCGUGUGUCCCCAAUGUAACAAACAAGUUUUUUUGGACGACAAUGGAGCCGAAGGGCUACCACCGUUUCGAGUAAUGCGUACUAUCGUAGAGCGAUUCGGUGGUAUAGUAGGAGCGCCGCCUGCCGAAGAAGCCUGUCAGAUGUGUGAAGGUGAAAGGCGAGCGGCCGUGGUUCGAUGUGAACAAUGUUCAGUGAGAUAUUGUGCUGGUUGUCGUGACGCCUGGCACCCUACUCGCGGUCCCCUCGCUCAGCAUGAGUUGCGCGCCCUGGGAACCACUUGCUCAGAUCAUGGAUCGCCACCAGUUCUGUACUGUAACACAUGUUUAGUGCCAAUUUGCCAACGCUGCCUGGCUGAGCGACACUCCGCCCAUGAAACACAGCAGCUUUCUAGUGCAGCUAGAGCUCAUAAGACUGAAUUAUCACAAUCACUCCAGCAGCUUUCAGAACAAGCAAAAGCAAUGACUGAAUAUAUUCAACUAGUCAAAGGAUCGGGAGAUAAAAUUAAUGAAUCAUGUGAAGAAUUAGAAAGACAAAUAGAUCAGGCCUGUGCAGAAGUUACACGUGCAAUAGACCGUCGCAGAGAUGAGCUGGUCAGAGCAGCUCGGAAUACCCGUUCACAGGCCAUUGCAAAUAUGCGCUCACUCACUUCCCAUGCUGCACAGAAGUUACGUGAAGCCACUGCAUUAUUGCAUUUUUCCAUAGAGGCUCUGAAGGAAUCAGAUCAUGCUGCUUUCUUACAGGUGGGUAGCAUCCUGUCGACUCGCGCCCAAGAGACGGCUGCGGGUCUCUGCUCGUCGCUGGAGCCGCCGCCCGCGCCGCCCGCACUCACGCUAGACAUCGAGCCUGCCAUACGUACUGUCAGAACUAUGAAUUUCGUCGAGUGCAUACCGCCGGGCGCGCCGGAGAUGGCUGUGGAGGCGUGCAUUGACACAUUGUUGCAGGGCGACAUCGCGUUCACGGGUCUGCGCGGCGCGUUCUACCCGGCCGUGUCGCUGAACCGCGGCGUCGCCGUCACGCUGCAGCCCGGCCUGCAGCCGCCGCCAGACCUGCUGCUCGACACCCUCGCCAUCGAAUAGCAUUGCAGA